AUGCAACAAAACCACCAACCCCAACCCUGUGACCCAUCCCUCCAGGGGCAGUACUUUUACAGUUUUUUUUUUAUAUGGCAUUCUCCUUUUUCAUAUUAUCUUCUCUUUUCUUUCUAUUCAUUUUCUUUGCUUAUUUUUUCUCUUCAUCUAUUUUUCUUCUCUCUUUUCCUUACUUCCUAUUUUACUUACUUACUCUAUCUUUUCACUUUCUUUUUUAUCUUCUCAGCUCUCUUCUCCAGUAUUCUGAAGAUUUACUUUAUAGUCUCUUUAAAGUUUACCUUCUUGUUUUUGAUCAAAUUACCUUCUCUCUUUAUUGCUCACUUUCUUAUUUUUCUUUUAUUUUCUUCAUUUUACCUUUUUUCUUUCCACCAUAUUUUUCACUUUCUCUUUCUUCAUUCCUUAUCUUCUCAUCUCUCUUUUCACCAUUACUACAUUAUUCUCAAAACAAUUUACAUUCUCUUUAAACCUUUCCUUUUUGUUUUGCACUUCUUUUUUUCUUCUUCUCAUUCAUUUUUCUGUCUUCCUUUAUCUCUUCUUUUUACUCUCUUCAUUUUUAUUACCAAUACUGUUUCUCAUCUUUUCCAUUUCUUCUCUUUUUUUCCUCUUCCUUUUAUUGCUACCAAGUUUUCUAUUACCUAUUUUUCUGUUGAUGAGACAUGA
This is a messenger RNA of Acanthosepion pharaonis, 660 nucleotides long. The record is from the annotation of a GenBank genome assembly. Lineage: Eukaryota; Metazoa; Mollusca; Cephalopoda; Sepiida; Sepiidae.